Cynara cardunculus var. scolymus (artichoke) is the source of this 1937-nucleotide messenger RNA. RefSeq lists its product as uncharacterized. The record is from RefSeq and is a predicted model, not a curated record. Lineage: Eukaryota; Viridiplantae; Streptophyta; Magnoliopsida; Asterales; Asteraceae. The transcript has a single exon. Bases 7 to 1818 code for a protein of 603 amino acids.
GAGAAAAUGGCCGCCACCGACGCCACUUCCACCGGCGACGACAUCAACGAAGAAAGCAUCAACAAGUGGGAAUCCCUCCGCCUCAAAACCCUAGCCGAGCAAACUUACAGCUCUUCCGACCUUAAAUUAGCUAUCAAAUAUGCGAAGCGCGCACAGCGUCUAUGCCCAACCCUCGACGGCGUCUCCGAAAUGCUAACCGCCUUCAAGAUACUCAGCGCCGCCGCAAACACCAUAGAAGCCACUACGACACCGCACUGGUACAAGAUUCUCGAGGUAGAACCUUUCUCUCACAUUAAUACAAUUAAGAAACAGUAUAAGAAGUUAGCCCUAAUUUUGCAUCCUGAUAAGAAUACGUUUACUGCCUCGGAAGACGCUUUUAAGUUAGUAAAUGAAGCUUUUAGUGUUCUAUCUGAUAAGGUUAGGAGGAAGGAGUAUGAUAUGAAGCUUAGAAUCGCAUUGCAGACCGCGGUAGAGGCGGAGGUGGAAUCUGGAGGUGGAGCAGUGGCAGAGGAUACGUUUUGGACAGCUUGUUCAACUUGUAGGUUAUUGCAUCAGUUUGAUAGGAAGUAUUUUGGGCAUAAUCUGAUGUGCCCUAGUUGCAGGAAGACUUUCAAGGCUAUGGAGGUAGAGGAUGGUAAGAAGGCGAUGGUGGGUGAUGAAAGGGAUGGCGUUGAUACCAUGGAAAGCGAUAGGAUUCGUAAUGUAAGUGAUCCAAAGAGGAAAAUGAGUAGUGUUGGGGAGAUCAUGAAGAGAUCUGAGCAAUCGAAAAAGAUUGACAGAUCAAAAAUCGAAAAUGUCAGCAAGCUUUCAACAGGUCUGAAUAAAGAGGAUAAUGGUAGCAGGGUUAGAGACAAUGAGCCAUUGAAGGAGAAGACAACGAAUGAUGAAGAUGAAGAAGAUAUGAUGACACUAGCUGAAAUUCAGAGAUUAGUGAAAACAAAUGUUAAAGAAGAUAACUUGAAAGUGAAGGGGAAAGAUAAGGUACAAAGAAGUAGGAAUUCAAAGAAUGAAAAAAGUGGGAAUUCAAAGAACAAAAAAAGUGGAUCAAAGAGGGCAGAUUCAAGAAAUGAGACAAAUGGAGAAGGGAAAAAGAAUCAGGAUAUCGAGAUCAUGCCAGUGGAAGACUCAGAUUUUUAUGAUUUUGAUAAAGGAAGAGUCGAAAGGAGUUUCAAGAAAGGGCAAGUAUGGGCUCUAUACGAUGAUGAUGAUGGAAUGCCAAGGCAUUAUGGUUUGAUUGAUGAAGUGGUCUCAACCCAUCCGUUUGAGGUCGACAUGGCUUGGUUGGACCCCCAAACCAACUGUGAUGAAGGAUUAAUUAGUUUAGAAAGAAUGGGAUUUCAUAUAUCUUGUGGGAUGUUUAAGGUUUCCAAGAAAACUAAAAUCACAUCUCUUAAUGUAUUUUCACAUAUUGUGGACUGUGAACGCGCAGCCAGAGAGGUUUAUAGGAUUUAUCCUAAGAAGGGUUCGGUGUGGGCGCUUUAUAGUCAAAACGAUGAGUUAGUUCGAGAGAAUAGGCGUUAUGAUAUUGUGGUCUUUUUGACAAGUUAUAGUGAAGUAUAUGGAUUGAGCAUGGGGUACCUUCAGAAGGUCAAUGGAUUUAAAACAAUUUUCAGGAGACAAGAGAUCGGUUGUCAUGCUAUCAAAUGGCUUGAAAAACACGUCGUUCGGUUGUUUUCGCAUCAGAUUCCAGCAAGGAAGCUUUCUGGGGAAGAGGCUGCGGAUCUUUCAGGAGAUUGUUGGGAACUCGAUCCUGCAUCACUUCCUCCGGACCUAAUUACUGUUGGUCGGCAGAAUCAGGGUUUGCUUGUCCACAAGUGAUCAUCUUUGUAUGUACAGUUCUCUAUUAGCUCAUGUUCUUUAUUUUUGUUAAACGGAAUAUGAGCCUGGCCAAAGGUAAAAUUUCCUUUUAAUGCAAGUUUCAAUUGAAGUACUGCAUG